Messenger RNA from Daphnia pulicaria, 870 nucleotides. RefSeq names its product cold shock domain-containing protein 3-like. The record is from RefSeq and is a predicted model, not a curated record. Gene Ontology annotation, molecular function: nucleic acid binding; zinc ion binding. The transcript is spliced from 4 exons. The coding region runs from base 163 to 735 and encodes 190 amino acids. Lineage: Eukaryota; Metazoa; Arthropoda; Branchiopoda; Diplostraca; Daphniidae.
CGGGUAGUGCCGGGCACAAAAUAGCUGAAAACACGUGCAAAUAGUCUUCUUAAGGCAAGGGAAACGCUACCCCAUUCUCAGUCGUUCUUUAUCUCCUCUUCCGAGCAAGCAGUCUCGUAUUUGUCCUCUAAAUUACAUAAAUUCGAAGGAAGAAGGUGGAAAAUGAGCAGUUCAGUGUGUUACAAAUGUAACGAGACGGGUCACUUUGCCCGUGAAUGUAGCCAAGGCGGAGGCGGUGGUGGAGGUUACGGCGGAGGUGGUGGCUUUGGAGGGUCACGUGGCGGACGAGGUGGCCCACGUGGUGGUAGUGGUGGAGGCGGCUUCGGCCGUGGUGAGUCAUCAUGCUACAAUUGCAACAAAUCCGGCCACAUCGCCCGCGAUUGUCCUGAAUCAGGAUCAAAGUCUUGCUACAACUGCGGCAAGAGUGGACACAUCUCCCGUGAAUGUGACGCUCCAGACAACCGCGGAAGCGGAGGCGGUGGACGUGGUGGUGGCGGCGGCGGUGGAUACGGUGGACAAAGCCGUGACUGCUACAGCUGCGGCAAAUCUGGACACAUUUCUCGUGACUGCCCCGAUGGCGGCAGUGGAGGCCGAGGUGGCGGCGGCGGAUAUGGAGGUGGAGAUCGUAAAUGUUACGGAUGCGGAAACGUCGGCCACAUUUCUCGGGAUUGCCCGAAUUCCCAACGUGGUGGCGGCGGCGGUGGCGGUGAUGACGAUGAGGCCAACUACCGAUAAACAAGAACAAGACGAGUGAAAUAUAUUCUCUUUUGGUGUCGAGAUGUCAUGUAAUCUGCAGACUGGUGGUUUUUUCAUACUUGUGUGUCGUUUCGAAUUUCGCAUCACGAACUUAAUUACACGGUGGUAAAAGAA